AUGAAUCAACUUUUCAAAACUUCCAGACAGUACAGGCGUUUGCCAAUUUUUCGUUCGAUUUUUCACUCUCAAAAGUACUUUUCUUCACUUACUCCUACCAUCAAGGACUUACUAGCUAAUCCACCACUGCCAGACUCAACGAUAUUAGCUCAGGGUCAUAUCAAGUCAAUUAGACAGGGCAAGAGUGCCGGGUUCAUCGACUUGUCGGACGGCUCAGCCCAUUUGAGCUUGAACGUGAUAGUGAAAAAUCCAUUAGAAGUGCUAUCUAAAUUACAAUUGAAAGUCGGACAGAGCAUUCAGGUUCAAGGAAAAUGGGUAGAGUCUCAGGGAACUCAAGAUUAUGAGAUUGUCUACAAUUUUGAAGAUGUGGCACAUAGCCUUCGUGUAGUUGGAGAUGUUUCGGAGCAGUAUCCUAUCCAGAAGAAGUCGCUGUCGUACCAGUUCUUGCGAAACCAUCCGACAUUGAGACACAGAACUUCAACGUUGGCUUCCUUGCUUCGUUUCAGAUCAUUUGUAGAAUCACUGUUGUUUGAAUUUUUCAACGGCAACAGCUUCACCAAGGUAGUGCCACCACUCAUCACCAGCUCAGACUGUGAGGGUGCUGGUGAGCAGUUUUCUGUAGAGUCUUUGUCUAAGCUCAAUGAAAGUAGAAACAAGACGACUUUGCUGUCUGAAGAUCACUUCUUUGGAAAAUCCACCUAUUUGACGGUAUCAACACAGCUCCACUUGGAAGUGUUGGCGUUGUCGUUGAAUCGAGUAUGGACUUUGACUCCUUGUUUCAGAGCCGAAGACUCCAAUACCAAUCGCCAUUUGAGCGAGUUCUGGAUGUUGGAAGCCGAAAUAUGCUACUUGGGCGACUUGAACCAGUUGACUUCUUUCACUGAAGAUAUGAUUAGACACGUUGCCAACUCUUUGAAGCAGUCUUGCAAUGACAGCAGUAUUUCUGGCGGAGCUGUAGAUCUUCUUGGUUCACGAUUCAACAAGGAAGAUGUAGAGUUGAUGAAGAAUAGAUGGGAUACUGUCUUGAGUGAAGCACUGUGGCCAUCCAUCACUUAUACCGAGGCAGUUGAGAUUAUUAACAGAGUCAUGAACAAAGGAAGACUGAAAAAUCGCUUGCAGUGGGGGGAUUCUAUCCAGACUCCUCAUGAGAAGUGGCUUGCUGGAGAAUAUUUCAAAUCGCCAGUAUUUAUCACCGAUUACCCUACUGCCGAGAAGCCCUUCUAUAUGCCCAAGUCCAAGAACUUCGAUCCGCAGAGGCCAACAGUGGCAUGCUACGACUUGAUAUUGCCUGAAAUAGGCGAGCUCGUAGGAGGAUCCAUGAGAGAGCAUAACUACAAUAAUCUUGUGGAAGAAAUGAAAAACAGAAAUAUGAACCUUGACGAAAUGCAAUGGUAUUUAUCUACCCGUGAAAACGGUACAGUACCUCAUGGAGGAUUUGGCAUGGGAUUUGAGCGGUUGAUAGCAUACUUAUCGGGAAUGGAAAACGUCAAGGAAGUGAUACCAUUCCCCAGAGUUCCUCAAUCCUGUCAUUGUUAGUUGUAUAUAGAUGAUUUAUGUGGUGUCUUGUGAAUAGAACAUAAUAGAUUCAUGACAAUUUUUUGG
Messenger RNA from Scheffersomyces stipitis CBS 6054, 1602 nucleotides. RefSeq names its product asparagine--tRNA ligase (gene SYN4). The transcript has a single exon. Gene Ontology annotation, cellular component: mitochondrion. NCBI's taxonomy places the organism in Eukaryota, Fungi, Ascomycota, Pichiomycetes, Serinales, Debaryomycetaceae. Gene Ontology annotation, biological process: asparaginyl-tRNA aminoacylation. The record is from RefSeq and is a predicted model, not a curated record. Bases 1 to 1536 code for a protein of 511 amino acids. Gene Ontology annotation, molecular function: ATP binding; nucleic acid binding; asparagine-tRNA ligase activity.